Messenger RNA from Gamsiella multidivaricata, 846 nucleotides. Its product is annotated as HAD-like domain-containing protein. The coding region runs from base 1 to 846 and encodes 281 amino acids. The transcript is spliced from 6 exons. Gene Ontology annotation, molecular function: phosphatase activity. The record is from RefSeq and is a predicted model, not a curated record. Lineage: Eukaryota; Fungi; Mortierellomycota; Mortierellomycetes; Mortierellales; Mortierellaceae. Gene Ontology annotation, biological process: dephosphorylation.
AUGCAGAGCAUCAUUCGCGGCGUCCUCAUCGACUGCUCAGGUACCGUGCACGUCGGCGACCAUGCGAUCCCAGGAGCCGCCAAAGCCCUGGAUCGACUGCGUGCUAGUGGAAUCCCCUUCCGCUUCUGCACAAACACGACACAAUCCUCUGGGGAGACGUUGGUCGCCAAGUUACAGAAGCUUGGACUCGACAUCCAUCGUGAGGAGGUCUUUACAUCGCUGUCCGCUUGUCGACAGCUCGUAACAUCGCGCGGGCUGAGACCGCUCCUGCUUCUGGAACCAGAUGCGAAGCAAGAGUUCGAAGGGAUCCCACAAUCGGAACCAUACGAUUCUGUCGUUGUUGGGUUAUCUCAGUCCAGCUUCAAUUAUGACAUGCUGAACAAGGCGUUCCGGCUCCUCGUCGAUUCAAAGUCAACAUCUCAACCAGCGACCUUGGUAGCCGUCCACAAGGGCAAAUACUUUGCGGAUAAAGAUGACGGCAAGCUCUCCCUCGGUCUAGGAGGUUUUGUCGAGGCACUCGAAUAUGCUUCAGACAUCAAGGCCCAUGUUGUUGGCAAGCCUCAAAAGGCAUUCUUUGAGCUCGCGAUCCAGAACAUGGGACUACCCAGUCCAGCGGAACAAAAGGAGUCGCCCACGAAAGGAUCCUCUGGGAUUGUGAUGAUCGGAGAUGAUGUUGAGCAGGAUCUAGGCGGUGGUGCUGCAGAGCUUGGUCUGAUCCGCUACCUCGUUCAGACUGGAAAAUACCGUACCAAGGAUGAAGAUCGCGAUGCCUUCGGAGGUCUGGACGGAGUCUUUGCAGACUUUUCGGCCGCCGUCGAUCACAUUCUAUCGAACCAACACAAGUAA